GCCAGUCUUCAUCAUCUCCCAGGGAUCCAUGUGCUAUCCCAUCUGUUCCAUUCCUUGGUGCCUUAUUGCUCCUCACUGAAUACCAUCAUGUCAGGAUUUUCUAAGCAGCUUCAUAAGUCAAAGACUCAGAUCGUCACAGAUGACUGUCAAGAUGAGGAUGACGCCAACCCAUUUUCUUUUAAAGAGUUUGUGAAGAGCAAAAAUCUCUCGGACUUACCCUUAAAACACUGUGACGGAACAUUUUCCAAGGAUACUAAACAUUCGUCUAUGCUACUUCCUGGUUCCUCGUCCCGAUCUGUACAUAAGGAAUCGUAUAAUAGUUUGAAUUUGGAAUACAAGGAUACAUUUUUUAAAGACCCUACUAUGUGUGAAGAUCUAUUGGAUGAGGAUGAAGAUGAUGAUGAUGAAGAAGAAGAAGAGAGUUGGUGUGCAAGUUAUCAACCCUCUGUUAUUGAGAGCAACCACGAUGCCAGCAGUGGGUCCUCGCCCAAUGGCACGUUUAAUGAUUAUUUUGGAUAUAGCGCCAAUAAGGUAUCAGUGGCAGAACAGUAUCCACCAUGGGACUUUCCAAGCAGCAAAAUCUAUGUCCCCACUUCUGCUCCUGGGUCGCAAGCUGAGUCUCAUCUUGAUACUAUUAAGGAUUCCCCAGCAGACUUGCAAUUCCAUAACCUAAAGCUAACGCAUCAAGAGCUUCAAGAAGAAAAUGCCUAUUUAAAAAGAAAAAUGGUCAAACUUAAGGAACUGAACCAGCAUCAGUUUGAAAAAAUUAAAAUCCUGGAAAUGAAUCUGGAAGAGAAGAUUCUUAAAGAGGAAAAGGAAGCACGGGAUUUGGAGUCUAUGGUACAGCAGGUAGAAAACAAUCUGCAGAUGAUGACGAAAAGAGCAACAAAGGCUGAAAAUAAUGUCACAAAAUUAAAACAGGAAGUGGCUCUUCUUCAGAUUCAGCUAAACACGUAUAAGUCUGAGAACGAGGCUCUACGUAAAGGAGAAACUGCAGGUAUGAACGCAGUAAAACAGAACGCAUCCCUCGCUUUAGAGAACCUUCACAAAGUUGUCAGUGGUGCACAGUCUUCCAUAAAGCAGCUACUGUCCGGUGCCGAAACGUUAAAUCUAGUGGGUGAACUGCUCCGGUCCAUAGACAAAAUCGCAGAAAUUCACGAAGAAGGUGUACCAUGAAUAGUAUGCAGACUUCUUAAAUUAAAAAAUUGCUGUUAAUGGUUCACUAUACAGCCACUACAUACCAGAGAUUUAUAUGUACUAUUUUUAUAAAAAUAUUGUUCUCAGUAUUCAAUUCAUCCACAUUUCAUAAAUAUUUAAUGUCUUAAGUGUUAACUGGACCUUAAGAAAACUUUUUUUUUUAUUUUUUUUUUAUUUUGGGAUCCUACCUAAAUGGAAACAUUAAACAUUUGUCUGUACGAGACACACUAAUACAGCAACGCAUUUAUAUUACAAACAAGCUUUACAGUCUCUAACCAAGUGAUAAAAUGGACUUUAUUGUCAGGACUUAACUUAUGUUUUUAAAUUUAGGCACGAGGUGACAUGCGCCAUUGCAUUAUAUACAUAAAUAAGUGGUAACAAGUAUCUCCAUUAAAACCCCAUUUUAUUGUUAAUAUCAGCAGCGCUAGAUCCACAUCUGGAUCCUGCUGCAAGCGCUGCUGAUUGGCUCAGAGGCAGUUUCUACUCAAGACCAGCAGUGCUCUGUGGGGCUUAAACCAUGUGAUUAACACCUCCUAUGGGGUUUAAUCACAGAGCAUUACAGCAAGUGUUAAACCUACAUGCUCUAAUGCAGUGUUUCCCAACCGCAGUCCUCAAGUACCCCCAACAAGCCUAGUUUUUAUUAUAGCGGAACCAGUGCACAGGUGAAGUAAUCAGCUGAUCAGUAACCAUGGUUACUAACCUGCUCUCAUCCAUCAGAUGAUUAUUUCACAUGUGCUCUAGUUCAGCUAUAAUGAAAACCAGGACUGUUGGGGGGUACUUGAAGACCGCGGUUGGGAAACACUGCUCUAAUGCAAUAGAGCAUGUCACUUUAAUGCUACAGUGGCAUUUUAAUGUCUAUGGAGAUGGUUUAUGUUCCCACCAAUUUACACAGUGGAAACUAGGCCUGUUUAUUUUUAUUAAUUUAGGGAACAGUAGUGUUUGUAUUCUUGCAUAAUCUGUGGUUAACUGUAAGUGUGCAGGUAAUAAGUGCUCACUCACAUUAGAAGCUAAUUCGUCAUUGAGAUCAGCUGCUUCUCCCUGCAUGCGCAUCGUGACCCAGAUUGUCAGGGUCUCAUAAAGAUCAGAGUGCUUAGCAAGACACAUGCAUUCAGCAAUACAGUCCUUAAACCCCAGGACUAUGUGACAUAUAGCCAGGUUGGAACCAUAGCUCUAAUAGUAGUGCAUAUGAUUUGUGGCACUGCCAACUUGUUGUGUUUGUAAGCGGUUACCCCCAAAUUGAUAGUUAAAGUAGUUUACUUAACCCCUGUGUGUGUGCUAGGCAACAAUACAUCCUUAAGUAGCCUGUAACUGUAGGCAGUUUGUUUAUGCUAACCAACAAGAGGUAGAUCCAGUCAUGUGCCAUACCACUCGUUCCCUUAGAGUAAGUGCAAAACCACACUCUUGUGUCCCUCCUCUACAUGGUGAUUAAAGGGGAAAAACAUCUGUGAAAGUGCUGUAGUAUAACUAGACUCAGUCCAACUUUCACCUCUGUUCAUCUUGCAGGACACAAGAGCGUGCAGGGUUCAUACUCUAGAGGCGGCGGUAAGGCAUGUGAUUGGCCGUAACGCCAACAUGAGCAUAUUAAAAACCUGCAUCUGGCUAUGGCAACCAAAGGGGAUGAGUUCCAGCACAUAUGGGGUUAAAUAAACAUUUAUAUAUCUAUUUAAGGGUAAAGGUUUACAAUCACAGUAUGUUAGCAGCACCGUACGGUAUCUACCUUGCUAUUAGGUCCACGGUUUAGUGCCCCUUUAAUGCUGCUGGAAUGGACGUUACCCUGUUUCUGUCCAACAGCCUGGAGAAAAGCCAGAGCUCAUUGGUUAUGGUUCUACUGUACCUGGUGAAGAAAUAGAAUUGAGAAGUCGCACUCCAAUGCUGCUUGUGAUUGCAAGAGAACGUUGCUGUAUAACUCAGCAGUCUAUGAUAGGCGUUUAUGUGCAUCAAAUUGUGACGUCCAGUUGGCAGCCGCAGCCGAGCAAUGGUCAGGUUUCUGUGGCUAUUUCGCACAAGAACCAUGAUGGCAGAAUACAAAUACCACUGCUUCCAACUCAACAUUGUACCAAAACCGGAAAACACUUUAAUACAACCACGUACAUUAAUAUCUCCCAGUUUUAAUGAAAGGAACAUCAUCAUAGUAGCUGCACAUAGAUGCCUCUUGUGUGUGUUCAGCUAGCUCCCAGUAGUGAAUUUUAUUUCUUUCUACAAAGGAUAACAAGAGAAUAAAGCAGAUUUGAUAAUAUAAGUGACUUGUAAUGUUCCUUAUAAAUGUAUGCUCUAUUUAUAUCGUGAAAGAAACGCUUUGAGUUUAAUGUCCCUUUAAAGGUUGUAUAAAUCUAUGCUUAAACUAACCGUAUGUGCAAUUGAUACUUCAUUCCUCAUUGGCUGAAAGGAGCCAUUCCCACUGCCCUGUCGGUGCAUUCAUUCAUCAAAGUUUACAAUAAACCUAGUGCUAUAAACUCAGCCAUAGUAAAAAAAUAUCAAAGGAACAUGCAUGAAGUUAAAGGGACACAACUAUAAAUGUGUUUUCCUUUUAAUGCGUUCCAAAUGUCUUAUUAUACCUACUGCAGAGUAUUAAAUGUAUAGGAAAUUAUUCCUUCAUGUUUAUUUUUGUAUUUGAAAUGUUUUUUUUUCUCUCAUUAUAAACAUCACCUGCUGGACAAGCCUUUAAAAUGAGCUGAGCUGCUAAUGAUAUUUAUGUACUAAAAAAAAAAAACAUCCUCAUAGUUAGGUAUUGAAAUGUUAAUUAUGGUUGGGGAGUUCAAUGAGCACAACCAGCUAUUUCAGAUACAAAAAUCUCUCACCCCACACACACACAGGGGGAUUAAAUAGUGGUAUUGUCUCCUAUUAGAUUUUUUAUUUUUGUUACUCAUAUCUUCAGUAUAUGUGGUGGUUUAUAUUGGCAAAAUCAGCUAUUUUAAAUCACAAAAUAAAGGUAAAUGCGUUGUUUGCAAACAUUUAAAUACACUCCAGUAAGUAAAAUGAACCAUUGUUAUCAAAAUAAAGUUUAAACUGCAUUACUUCACAUCCUCUUAUUUUACUACCUUAACAUUGGGAAGACAAUAAAAGAGAAGCUUGCGCUCCCAUUCAUUUUUAUAUAUAUAUAUUUUUUUUUUAUCUCGCCGUUGCGCAAUGCUAAGUAACUUUAGGGUGAUGCUUUUGACUUAAAGGGACAUGCAACGCCCACAUUUUUCUUUCAUGGUUCAAAUAGAGCACAUGAUUUCAAAUAAGUUUUGAAAUUACUUCUAUUAUCAAAUUUGCUUUGUUCUCAUUCUAUUCUUUGUUAAAAAGCACCCUUUUAAAUGUAUCCUUUCCUAUAUUUGAGUAAAAAUGACUGACUUAUUUUUUCAUUUCACUUUAUUAAAAAAAAGUUAUAUUUGUCUAAAUAAAUUCUAAAAUGUUGUAAAUAUAUAUUUUGUUUACUAAUCCAAACUUAUUUAUGUUAAGUAAAAUUAAACUAAAAUGCACUUUUUAUUAAACGUGUAAGGCUUUUAACACUGUUCUGUUUAACUACCUUAUUAAUACGUUGUGUCUACAGCACUUUAUAUAGAUUUAAAUUCACUUUUAUUGUAAAUAUUCAGGAUCAAUUCACUCCCAGUUACUUCUGAUUUCAAAAUACCUUUUUUCAGUUACAUUGUUUGAAACUGAUAUUUUUGUUAAAGGGACAUGAAACCCCAAAAAUGAUUCAGAUAGAGAAUACAGUUUUAAUAAACUUUCCAAUUUACACCUUUUGUCACAUUUGCUUUGUUCUUUUGGCAUUCUUUGUUGAAGGAGCAGCAAAGCACUACUGGGAAUUAGCUGAAAAGAUCAGCUAAGCCAAUGGCAAGAGAAGCAUACGUGCAUCCACCAAUUGGCAGCUAGCUCCCAGUGCUGCAUUGUUGCUCUGAGCAUAUUUAGGUAUGCUUUUCAACAGCCGAAAACCAGAGAACAAAGCAAAUUAGUUAAUAGGAGUAAAUUGGAAAGUUAUGUAAAAUCACAUGCUCUAUCUGAAUCAUUAAGAAAAAUGUGGGUUUCAUGUCCUUUUAACUGCCCUUUGAUUGGACCAAGUGCUUCUCAUGUAUAUAUUCAUUGGCUUUAAUAAACAUUUUCCAAUUA
Messenger RNA from Bombina bombina (fire-bellied toad), 5286 nucleotides. RefSeq names its product endosome associated trafficking regulator 1 (gene ENTR1). Lineage: Eukaryota; Metazoa; Chordata; Amphibia; Anura; Bombinatoridae. Bases 88 to 1176 code for a protein of 362 amino acids. The transcript is spliced from 9 exons. Gene Ontology annotation, cellular component: early endosome; midbody; recycling endosome. The record is from RefSeq and is a predicted model, not a curated record. Gene Ontology annotation, biological process: positive regulation of cilium assembly; regulation of cytokinesis; positive regulation of protein localization to cilium.